Messenger RNA from Angiostrongylus costaricensis, 903 nucleotides. The record is from the annotation of a GenBank genome assembly. Lineage: Eukaryota; Metazoa; Nematoda; Chromadorea; Rhabditida; Metastrongylidae.
AUGGCAGAAGGAAGUAAUCUCGUUCAACUUGAACCAGGGAAAAUCAUCGACAAGUACACUGUGACUAGAAAGCUGGGAGAAGGUUCUUUUGGAGCUGUGUAUGCGGUAAGAACUUACUCACUACAUUCUUCUGAGCCACUGCAUUCUUUCAAAAUAUUGCAGCUUUUACGACUUGAGCUUAUCGUGAUGCAACGCCUUCAAGCGAGAAAUGCCGUUCACAUGCCCGACUUAAUAGACAAAGGACGUUUGGAGCACUUUAACUACAUCGUGAUGAAACUACUUGGAAAAUCUUUACAGGAAGCGAAAAAAUCAGGUCCGGAUCAACAUUUGUCAUUAGGACCAGCUAUAGGAUGCUCUAUUCAAUGUCUAGAGGCGCUCGAGGAACUACACUGGGCCGGAUUCCUUCACAGAGAUGUGAAACCGGGGAACUUCGCAGUCGGUCGUGCUGAAACGGGUGACCUUCGAAAGCUCUACAUUCUCGAUUUUGGAAUGUGCCGCAAAUACGUGGAUAAUAAAAAUGUGAUGUUGCAGCCUCGGAAGAAGGCUCCAUUUCGAGGAACUCCUCGGUAUGCACCGAUCACUUCACACAAUUACAAGGAACACUGUCGCAAAGACGACAUUGAGAGCUGGUUCUACAUGCUGAUCGACUUCACAAAUGCUCAACUUCCGUGGAAGGGAGUCACGAAUAUCAAGGAUGUUAGAAAAUAUUCUGCUCGAGUGAGUUGUCUUAUGUCGUGCUUAUUAAGCGGUUGUGUGACCACUGAAAGAUGGCUAUAUCAUAUCGAUGGUCUUCAAUUCUUUGACGAACCUGACUACCAAAUGAUUUAUGUUACCUUGCGAAAGGCCAUGUCCAGGAACGCAGUGGAAGAAUUUCCAUACGACUGGGAAAAGUGCAUACAAUGA